Erinaceus europaeus (western European hedgehog) is the source of this 761-nucleotide messenger RNA. It is a transcript of the gene ISG15, whose product is annotated as ISG15 ubiquitin like modifier. Gene Ontology annotation, biological process: ubiquitin-dependent protein catabolic process. The transcript is spliced from 2 exons. Bases 162 to 656 code for a protein of 164 amino acids. Lineage: Eukaryota; Metazoa; Chordata; Mammalia; Eulipotyphla; Erinaceidae. Gene Ontology annotation, molecular function: polyubiquitin modification-dependent protein binding. The record is from RefSeq and is a predicted model, not a curated record. Gene Ontology annotation, cellular component: cytosol.
GCCAGUGGAGAGGCGGCGGUGGGGCCCCGCCCUCUGAUGGUCAUAAAAGGCUGAGCCCACAGGCUGGAGGAGGUGAGAACCACAGGAACGCAGCAGCAUUCGCAUCCUUCCGCAUCCUUCCCGCAGACCCUUCUGCAGACAGAACGCACUAGACCAUAGCCAUGGGCAGGACGCUGACUGUGAAGAUGAUGACCGGCCAGUCAUUUGAGGUGCCACUGACGGAGUCCAUGCAGCUGCAAGAGCUGAGGCAGCUCCUGGCCCAGCUCACCAGUGUGCCCGCCUUCCAGCAGCGCCUAAUCCUCAAGGAGAAUGGGAAGAGCAGGGUGCUGGAGGAUGGCCCCAGCCUCAGCAGCCAGGGCGUGCAGCCCAAUAGCAUGGUGGUGCUGGUGGUGGAAGACUGCAAGGGCUCCUUGAGCAUCCUGGUGAGGAACGACAAGGGCCGGAGCAGCCUCUAUGAGGUCAGGCUGACACAGAAGGUGGCGGAGCUGAAGCAGCAGGUGAGCUGCCAGGAGCAUGUGCCCACCGACCAGUUCUGGCUGAGCUUCCAGGGGCGGCCCCUUGAGGACCAGCAGCUGCUGGGGGAGUACAGCCUCACCAGCCACAGCACUGUGUACAUGAACUUGUAUCUCCGUGGAGGCCAAGACCACAUGCCCUGACUUGGACUUUUAAUCCUGGGGUACCAAGUUCAAUUCCUGACAUUGCAUAUGCUCUCUCUCUUCAGCCUUUCUCUUUCAUUAAUAAACAAAUAAAUAUUUUAAUGU